GGUGAGAAAAAAUUAAGUAAAGAACAGAGCAUCCAUGCUAGCGUGAGGACAGGCGGCAACAGGAUUGCACACCAGCCUACCCUCCUCCAAGCUGCAACAUCUCUUCUCUUCGUCUGUCUUCUCCCAGACGACCAUAUCAGCAAUAGGAACGGAGGGAGUACAAUAGUAAUCUACCGUCCUGCGGAGGAUAUCGACCCAAAAUCGUUUGAUCAAGGAGUACCACCGCAGAAAAUUGAGGAGUACCAAGUUUUAAGGGGUAUAAUGCAUAUAUGUAGGUGUCGGCUUCCACGCCUUCUGCAUAUAGAGUUUAGUGGGAAAGGACAGAAAACGCAAGCAUGACUCAUGCUCAUUCAAAAUCCUACUUCCACAAAUUCUGGAAUGGGCUUCAAUUCAAUGGGAGCAACGACAGCUUCUCCAUCGAGUUACUGCCAUCUCUUGGUGCAACUAUAAACCACUGCAAUAAGUUGCAAAAGUUCAUCAUAUCACCUUAUGAUCGCCUCUAUAAAUCCUGGGAGCUGUUCCUUAUAGUCCUAGUUAUUUACUCCGCCUGGAUUUGCCCAUUUGAACUAGCAUUCUUGAGGGACUUGCCCUCUAAGCUUUUGCUGCUUGAGAACAUUGUCAACAGCUUCUUCGCCAUCGAUAUUGUUUUGACAUUCUUUGUAGCUUACGUUGACAGCAAAACACAUCUCCUUGUGGACAAUCGAAAGAGGAUUGCAGUAAGGUUUGUAUCUGGUUCAUGGUUGUUUCAUCUUAUUGCAGAACAUUAUCUGGUCCAUUUGUUACUCAAAAGCCCCAAACUAUUCUAUUCUGACAUUGACACAAUAUGGUUCUCUAGGUACCUAUCAACUUGGUUCAUCUUUGACGUAUGUUCAACAGCUCCAUUUCAACCAAUCAUCCUUCUAUUUACGCACAAGGGAAAUGACCUUGCUUUUAAGAUGCUCAAUAUGCUUAGGUUGUGGCGUCUUCACAGAGUCAGUACAUUGUUUGCUAGGAUGGAGAAGGAUAUCCGAUUUAACUAUUUCUGGACUAGGUGCUCAAAGCUUAUUUCUGUCACCCUGUUUGCAGUGCAUUGUGCGGGAUGCUUCAACUAUAUGCUUGCUGACAGAUAUCCCUACCCAGAGAAUACAUGGAUUGGUGCUGUGAUGCCUACAUUCAGAUCAGAAAACUUAUGGACCAGAUAUGUUACUGCUCUUUACUGGUCCAUUACAACACUUACAACAACGGGAUAUGGGGACCUACAUGCUGAGAACCCAAGAGAGAUGCUCUUCGAUAUUGUCUACAUGUUGUUUAAUCUGGGUUUGACAGCUUAUCUAAUUGGGAAUAUGACCAACCUGGUUGUACAUGGCACCAGCCGCACCCAGAAAUUUAGGGACUCAAUCCAAGCGGCUUCGGAGUUCGCAGCACGGAAUCAAUUGCCUGUGAACAUAAAGCAACAAAUGCUAUCUCAAAUCUGCCUACAGUUCAAGACAGAAGGCCAUAAUCAGCAGGCCCUGUUAAAUGGUCUCCCAAAAGGAAUCCGUUCAAGCAUAGCAUACAACUUAUUCUUCCCAAUCAUUCGACGAGCCUACCUCUUCCAUGGACUAUCCAACAGUUUUAUUGCAGAACUGGUCAUGGAAGUGCAGGCUGAGUAUUUUCCACCAAAGGAAGAUAUAAUAUUGCAGAACGAAGGGGCAUCAGAUGUUUAUGUAAUAGUUUCAGGAGCAGUGAAUAUGGUAACAACGAUAAAUGGGAACGAGCAGGUGUUUAUGAAAGUUACAGAGGGAGAUAUGUUUGGAGAGGUUGGUGCUCUAUGUAACAUACCCCAGCCAUUUACUUUCCGCACAACUGAACUAUCACAACUCUUGCGAAUAAGCAGGACAAGACUUAUAGAAGCCAUUCAAAAGCACAGGGAAGAUAGUAAUUUUCUAAUGAACAAUCUAUUCCAGAGAAUGAAACUACAGGAAAAUGUACCUGAAGUGAAUCAACUAGACCGAAGAUUCUUGAGCAAGUAUGAUCUAUUUCAUAUUCCCCGAGAAGAACAUAUGUUACCAUGGUCACACCUACAUUACACAGGACAUAAAAGUAUGGGUUUAGGUAACAAGGUUUCAAUAUUUGGAGAUGAUACUGAUUCAACAAAGUUACCUGAAGAAGAGCCACAACAAGAAAACAUCUAUAACAAGUCAAAUUGCAAGUAUAGAAUAUCAGAUGGAACCAUGGACAAAGAAGAGGAUCUCAACGAGGUUCAUAUAAGCUGUGAGAAAAAAACAAGUGCUGAAGAGUUUUGUAUUAAAAUAAAAUCUGAAGGCAGCAAUGCGGCAAGCAGUUGGCAAACAAUAAAUACAAAAAUGCAGCCGUGUUCUCCCGACAGGGCAUCCGGAAACAUAGGAAAGAGCAGAUAUGUAGAUUAUAAUUGCAUAAAAGAAGCCAACAGAAGAGUUACAAUUCACAUGUAUCCUCAAAAUGCAAGAGGUUCUACAGUACAGAAUGGGAAGCUAAUCAACCUGCCUGGUUCAUUAGAGGAGCUUAUCAAAAUAGGCAGGCAAAAGUUUCCAGGUUUCCAUCCUACAAAAGCGGUCAGUAGAGAUUACGCUGAAAUAGAUGAUAUUGGUGUCAUCCGAGAUGGCGACCACAUAUUCUUUCUCGACAUGUAAAAAAGUAUAGCACAUAGCAACCUGACCAGACAAAUCAUAGAGCUUUAAGUGCUCCAAUCUGGGAAAAGUAAUGGAUGCCGAGGGCUUGCAAUUGAAGAAAUGAAUAGGAAGGGCAUUGUGUACAAAUAGUUUUGAUCGUUACUAACAUGAUGUAAAUGCCCGCCAUUGUAGAAUAAACAGUCAUGAAAGCAUGUGGGAAAAAGCAGUUGCCUCA
Molecule: messenger RNA, 2844 nt
Organism: Brachypodium distachyon (stiff brome)
Lineage: Eukaryota; Viridiplantae; Streptophyta; Magnoliopsida; Poales; Poaceae
Product: potassium channel KAT1
Exons: 13
Coding region: 336-2630 (764 amino acids)
Biological process (GO): potassium ion transport; transmembrane transport
Cellular component (GO): membrane
Molecular function (GO): voltage-gated potassium channel activity
Source: RefSeq, a predicted model, not a curated record